AUGUCGAGUCCAUGGUUCAGGCUCCGACUGGCACUGUUGAUCGUGCCGUGCAAUCAUGACUCAAGCUCGAGUUACUCGGUACACGGCGUUGCCUCGAAUGCGCAGACUAACACAGUCCCGAGGGAAUGGAUUCAUGUUGUCGGCGACCCCCUUUGCGAACGGCGUGGUUACUCAAAGCCUCUUGCAGUGGUCGGUCUUGGCGACCGGGUGGGAGAGGUAAAACAAAAGAGGCGAAGGAGACAAGGCGAAGGCAAGGCGAAGACAAGGCAAAGACGAGGCAAAGACAAGGCGCGGGAAACGGGAAAGAGACCGGUCCACGCUCACGCCCUAGAGGUCCUCACAGCUUGA
Molecule: messenger RNA, 348 nt
Organism: Chaetomium fimeti
Lineage: Eukaryota; Fungi; Ascomycota; Sordariomycetes; Sordariales; Chaetomiaceae
Exons: 5
Coding region: 1-348 (115 amino acids)
Source: RefSeq, a predicted model, not a curated record